Messenger RNA from Oncorhynchus gorbuscha (pink salmon), 2288 nucleotides. Its product is annotated as V-set and transmembrane domain-containing protein 2-like protein. The record is from RefSeq and is a predicted model, not a curated record. The coding region runs from base 238 to 963 and encodes 241 amino acids. NCBI's taxonomy places the organism in Eukaryota, Metazoa, Chordata, Actinopteri, Salmoniformes, Salmonidae. The transcript has 4 exons.
GUACUCCCCUUUUUGUGUGAAGGAAAAUCUCCCUCAGUCGCAUCCAAAGCCGAUCAAGCUGAAGAGACAUAUCAGCGACUUGAACUAGCGGGCGGCUGCACCAUCACACCGCUUCUAAUCAGCGACCUGUGCUUUAGUCUCAAACCGUUACAACACGUUAACUGGAUUUUAUUUUGUAAACUUACUACACCUAAUGUGAGAGAGUGGCAAAUAAUACUGGAAUAUCAAACAAAAGAGAUGGGUGCCUUUGGGGUGAUAGUAGGGACUUUACAUUACAUGGGACUCUACAUCCAACUUACUGCCUCCACAAGGCAAGGUGGACACGCAGAGUUAGUGAACCACAUCUCCGGGAACGCUGUGUUCACAGAGGUUCCCCAUGACAUCACAGCACAGAGUGGCCAGGACGUGGAGAUGGCGUGCUCCUUCCGGGGGGCAGGCCCCUCCUACUCCCUGGAGAUCCAGUGGUGGUACAUCAGAAACCACAGAGACUGGACGGAGAAACAGCCCUGGACCACCAAUCAGGUUGUACCCCAGGAUGAGAUGUCAAAGGAUGCUACCAAAAUAAGUGUGGUGAAGGUUGCCGGGAGCAACAUCUCCCACAAGCUUUGUCUGUCCAGCGUGAAGCCGUCUGACGAGGGCACAUACGAGUGCCGCGUGAUCGACUUCAGCGACACCGACAGCAACGCCCGCCACCACAAGGUGAGGGCCUACCUGCAGGUGGAGUCAGAGAGAAACCAGAACCCGAAGCUGCGCCACCAUGGAGAAGACUUCCAACCCCAGGACACCAAGGGACUGGCGAGCAGCAGGCACCAGCCGGAGCAUGGCAAGCACUCGCCAGCAGCCCACCACAGCCACCACAAACCAACAAGCACUGGCAAGGAGCUGAGGAAGAGGUCUGCGGAGACUGGCAGCGCUACUGACUGUACUGACAGCUGUCCUCUACACCUCACAGCUCACCCAUAGCCUCCUCUGCCUGUUUGGUCUGGCCUCAGCCCCACACCCCGGGUGGGUAGUUCCAGUCCCGGAGGGCCGCAGCGCAAUGUACCCAGACCUCUGAUUCAUCCCAGCUGAUUGCUCACCCACCCCUACCACUGCUCCAGACACCAAAGGGACUAUAUCUCAGUGCCACCUCAGUCCUAUAUCUGACCUCUGCCCUCACACUGUCACAUCAAAAACAUCCCAAGUCCUCUCCCAGGCCAAACUCUCUCCCACCCCUUCUCCUUACCACAACCCUCUAGAUCAGGGGUGGGCAACUUUGAUGGGGAUGGGGGCCACAAAAAAUCUGAACUGAUCCUGAGUGGCCACAGUGUGCGCACCCACUUCCAUACCCACACAUGCAGCCAGAGCCGGCCCGUGUUUUUCACCCUAAGCUACAUUUUGUUGGGGGGCCCCCCACCCUGCGAGCAAAACAUUUGAGCAUCCCCCACUUUUAACAAUGGAGAGAAUUUUUGGUUUGUUUUAGAGUUACUUUCCUGCAAUUUUACUCAUUUAGCCAUGGGGUGGAGACAUAUUAGCCGUGUUUAAGCUAAUUUCCUGCAAUUCUACACAUUGUGUUCUGACUUAUGCCAUGUUAAUAUAUCUGAGUGAGAGUGACAAAAAAAAUAAUUGAUGGGGGGGGGGGCCAUGAUUACUAUGUUUAGAUUGCUGGCUAGACUCAUUUACUAAUCUAAAAAUGUGUAGCUAAUUGAGUGAGUUUCAGUGACUGACAUAAGAUAAAGAUGGCUGAUGCACAACCUAACUCUCAACAGUCAAUUCCCCCAAAUUAGUUCCUAUUUAUUUCAAUACAUUGUUUUGGGUUUGAUCUGCCAGUUGCCCAUCCCUGCUCUAGAUUGUCUACACUGUACAUGUUACUGUAUAUAAUGAUAAAGAGUGCAUGUUUAACAUGUUUUCUUACUAACUUUUUCAAUCAUCUAAGAGGACGUAUAAGCUGGAAGGGUUACUUGUUGCUCUAUUCAUUUGGAUUUGUUUUCUGAGCAGUUCAUUCACUGUUUCUCCAUGGUAAAUCCAGAGUUCAGAUAAGUCCAGAUUUCCAUCCAACCAGAGCUGGAUGGAAACCAAUGUUUAUAAAGUAAAACCUGUUCAUUGUGUUUUGUGCUUUCCCAACAGAUAAUGUGGCUGUGAGAAAGACCUGAAGGAUCAUGGAAUUGUUUCUUGCUCUAACCUUUGCUUUGAUGUUUUGUAAGAAAUCAUUGUAAAAAUGUUGUACAUUUUAGAAUGUCUUCUAGGAUGUUGGUCUCGCACUAAAUUUAUGCCUUCAUCAAAUUAAAUAAAGUGUACAUGAACCUAUC